Carya illinoinensis is the source of this 2541-nucleotide messenger RNA. Its product is annotated as phosphatidylinositol 4-kinase gamma 4-like. The transcript is spliced from 2 exons. Gene Ontology annotation, molecular function: protein binding. The record is from RefSeq and is a predicted model, not a curated record. NCBI's taxonomy places the organism in Eukaryota, Viridiplantae, Streptophyta, Magnoliopsida, Fagales, Juglandaceae. The coding region runs from base 482 to 2263 and encodes 593 amino acids.
GACCACCCACCCACGUAUGAUCAAUCACCGGCGGCUUCACGCGUUCUCUAUCUCUCUCUCCCAAAGCGAACAGACCUAACGAAAAUUUGCUAUUUUUCGCUUCCUUGGUAAGGAUUCUCCAUCUCUCUCUAGCUGACUGCCCAGAUCUCGAGAGUUUGAUUGUAUAAAAUUCUGGGUUGGUUCUGGUUGAUUUCGAUGUUUUUAAUUCUGUAGCGUUUGAAUUGCUUUCUGGGUUUCUUCCCCAGAUUGUUUUCAUUUUCAUUUUCCCUUUUUAGUUCUGUAUAAAUUUAGAAAUCAAAUAUGGGGUUUAUUUGGUCGUCUAGUUUGACAAUUAGAUCAUCUUAUAUGCUAAUUGUUAUAGACAUGGCCGAAUUCUUCUUGUGAAUUGUAUGUUUCGAGUCAAGGAAUUGUACAUUUGUUUCAUAGCGUCAGGCUUUCUAGAAUUCUGUUAUAGUUAGAAAAAGAACAAAACAGAAAAACAAUGUCGUCCGCCGGUGUCACUGUUCUUAGUAUGGUUCGUGAUGAGCCCGUAGUUUUCCCAAAUAAUUUACAUUCUCCACUGGAUGUGUGCUGCUCGAAAGAAUCGAUUUUGAUAUACCUCUCCAUUCUGGGGUCAAUGAUUCCUAUGCGUGUUUUGGAAUCGGAUUCCAUUGAGUCCAUGAAACUCAGGAUUCAAACUUGUAAAGGCUUUGUUGUAAAGAAGCAGAAGCUGGUUUGUGGAGGCCGAGAACUGGCCCGGAGCAAUUCUCUGCUCCGGGACUAUGGGGUUGCAAAUGGAAAUGUUCUGCAUCUGGUUCUUAGACUUUCGGAUCUGCAGGAGAUUAAAGUUAGGACUAGGGGUGGAAAAGAGUUCUCAUUCCAUGUUAAACGAGAUAGAGAUAUUGGGUAUGUGAAAAAAAGGAUCGCAAAGAAGGGAAAGGACUAUGUUGAUCUUGAGGAGGAAGAGGUUGUGUGUAAUGGAGAACGGCUUGAGGAUCGGAGGCUAAUCGAUGAUAUCUGUAAACAUAAUGAUGCGGUGAUACAUUUGUUUGUACAGAAAUCUGCAAAAGUUCGGGCUAGACCGAUCAAGAAUGAGCUUGAGUUGUCUAUUGUGGCACCGGCGUUAAAUAAUGAGAGGGUCAAUGACAUUGAUGGAGGAAAUUGUGGGGGACAGUAUGAUGAUGGAGGAAAUAAUUAUGGGAGAGAGUAUGAAGCUAAUGGGUAUGUUGUACCGAGAAAACCGCCAGAUAGGGAUUUCUCACUGGAGCCACUUAUUGUUAAUCACAAGAUUCAAUUGCCCUCGGUGAUAUGGGAUAUGGUUAACUCUACAUGUGAUGGAUUGGAUGCAGGUCAUUAUCCAAUGAGGUCUAUGGAGGGUACAGGGGGAGUUUAUUUUAUGCUGGAUUCAUUGGGUCAGAAUUAUGUGUCCGUUUUUAAGCCCAUUGAUGAGGAGCCAAUGGCUGUGAACAACCCUCAAGGGCUGCCAGUGUCACUGGAUGGUGAGGGGUUAAAAAAGGGUACAAGAGUUGGAGGAGGAGCUUUCAGGGAAGUUGCAGCUUAUAUUUUGGAUCAUCCAAAGGGUGAGCGCCGCUCGAUGUUAGGUCGUGAGAAGGGCUUUGCUGGGGUUCCCCCUACUUUUAUGGUUCAGUGCUUCCACAGAGGAUUCAACCAUCCAGGGGAUUUGACCAGCAAGAUUGGAUCUUUGCAGAUGUUCAUGGAGAAUAGUGGAAGUUGUGAGGAUAUGGGCCCUGGGGCUUUCCCAGUCAAGGAAGUGCAUAAAAUCUCUGUUUUGGAUAUAAGAUUGGCAAAUGCGGAUAGGCAUUCUGGGAAUAUUUUGCUGAGCAAAGAGGGAGAAGAUGGCCAGACCAUGCUGAUUCCAAUUGAUCACGGAUACUGCUUGCCUGAAACUUUUGAAGAUUGCACAUUUGAAUGGCUUUAUUGGCCACAAGCUCGCCAACCUUACUCCACAGAGACCAUCGACUACAUAAAAUCGUUGGAUGCUGAAGAAGAUAUUGCCCUUCUUAAGUUCCAUGGAUGGGACUUGCCACUUGAAUGUGCUCGCACGCUCCGCAUCUCAACCUUGCUUCUGAAAAAGGCAGUAGAAAGAGGGCUCACCCCGUUUGACAUUGGUAAUAUAAUGUGCAGAAAAACCUUGAAGAAGGAAUCCAUCAUUGAGGAGAUUGUACGAGAAGCACAAGAUUCGGUGCUUCCUGGCACUAGUGAAGCAACAUUCCUUGAUACCGUGUCCCAAAUCAUGGACUGCCACCUUGACAAAAUUGCUUGAUUGCCUUUAUCAUGAGGAUGCUGGUUUCCUCUUUUCUUUUAUUUGGAGAAUAUAGGUAUAUGUAAGUAUCACAAGGUGAUUAGGAUGUUCUUUUGUCCAUACACAAUGUGAAGGACUAAUAGUUUCUUUGUUAUUUUCCCUUUCUUCCAUAUCAGUCACUCGUUUCUUGUGAUUGUACUUAAAGUUGGAUUCCUGACUCAUUUGUUCAUUUGAUUGCUAAACCCUUUGCAGUGACAUCUGCAGGUUUUAUGUAUUAUCAUUAUUUUUGUUAUCUUUAA